AUGCAUAUUUUCCCAAUGAGAGCUUUUCUAACUCCACUGGUGUUGCUGAUCUGUCAUUUGGGAGUAGCUAAGGAAAUUCCAAGUGAAGAUGAAUCCUCUCACUUACAGACAGCCCUUCACUUUGACAUCAAUUCUGAGCUGAGAGAUCUGAGAGACAUGGUGGUGCUGCAAAGAGCAGAGCUGAGCCGCACCAUGACUGAACUACGAGACACUAAGAUUCAGGUGGAGGUGCUGAAAACAGAGAACUCAGUAAUGGGGUCCAGGCUGAUGAGUUCUGAAGGACAACUUGAGGCAUUGAAGACAGAGAAUGCAGCCAUACUGAGCAGGGUAACAUCCACUGAGGGCGAGGUUGCAAAACUGCAGAGGGAGAAUGCAGAGAGACCCAAGGUGGCAUUUUCAACCUCUUUGGGAAAAACUGGACACCAAGGACCAUUCAACAUUGCCACGACCGUAGUCUACAAGAACAUCUUCACAAACACCGGUGAACACUACAACCAAGCUACAGGUAUCUUCACAGCACCUGUGAGAGGGGUCUACCACUUCAGCUUCACAAUGGGUGAUUUUCUCCAGUCAACAGUUAUGGGCCUAUCCCUGUUCAAGAAUGAACAGCAAAUAAUUCAUUCAGGGGAAGUAGGUGACCAUCAGCAGUUUAGGUAUGCAUCCAAUGCAGUCAUACUACAGCUGGAAGUGGGAGAUGUUGUUUUUAUGCAACUCCCUGCAAACUACAGGAUAUAUGAUGAUUCAAAUCACCGUAACACAUUUAUUGGCAUUCUACUCUUUCCUGUUUGAGAAAGUUUUAAAUGUGUUGUGAUGAUGAACAUCAAUGAAGUGCUCUUGAUCAAUGAAGUGCUUUUGACCAAUCUUAUUUCAUUUAAUUAUUGCUGCACAGAGACAUUAUACACAAGCACCUGCGCUCUCACGUGCACACAAACGCACACUUCUGAUCCACAACACAUGCUGCAUUAUUCACUUAGACCAGUAGGGGGUAGUAAAUGCCUAUAUUUGGUUGUGUGGUCUUUCAAGUGAGAUGGAGACAGACAACACAGACCUUUAAUGUGAAUGGAUUGAUGGAUGGAAAUUAUUCAACCUCACCAUGGCAACACAUAUAUUUGCUAUGUAUGGAGGUCAGUAAGGAUAUCUUAUUGUAAGGUGUAAGUUUAUAUACAAUGUGCAAUAUGAUAUGAAACUUUUCAGGAAGUUAGGAACCAGUAUACACAGGCAGUAAUGGAAAGCAAAGGCUUGCUUUUUCAAACAGAAAUUUGCAUCCUGUAGCACUAAUUCCAAAGAGUUUUGGGACACUAAUGUCCAUGGAGAAAAAGAGCACCUCCUCCCAGCUGCCCACUACACUGAAGCUAGGAAACAUUGUCACCACCGAUAAAUCAACGAUAACCGAGAAUUUCAAUAAGAAUUUUUCUACGGCUGGCCAUGCUUUCCACCUGGCUACCCCUACCCCGGUCAACAGCUCUGCACCCCCCACAGCAACUUGCCCAAGCCUCCCCCAUUUCUCCUUCAUCCAAAUACAGAUAGCUGAUGUUCUGAAAGACCUAUAAAAUCUGGACCCCUACAAAACAGCUGGGCUAGACAUUCUGGACAAUUCCUAUUUCGCAUCAAAGCAUCCUCCACUCAUGCUGCCAACAUACCAUUGUAAAACUGACUAUCCUACCGAUCCUUGACUUUGUCGAUGUCAUUUACAAAAUAGCCUCCAACACAGCAAAUUGGAUGUAGUCUAUCACAGUUUUGUCACCAAAACGGAUACUACCCACCACUGCGACCUGUAUGCUCUUGUUGGCUGGCCCUCGCUUCAUAUUCGUCACCAAACCCACUGGCUCCAGGUCAUUUAUAAGUCUUUGCUAGGUAAAGCCCCGCCUUAUCUCAGCUCACUGGUCACCAUAGCAGCACCCACCCGUAGCACGUGCUCCAGCAGGUAUAUUUCACUGGUCACCAUAGCAACACCCACCUGUAGCACGCGCUCCAGCAGGUAUAUUUCACUGGUCACCAUAGCAACACCCACCCGUAGCACGCGCUCCAGCAGGUAUAUUUCACUGGUCACCAUAGCAGCACCCACCCGUAGCACGUGCUCCAGCAGGUAUAUUUCACUGGUCACCAUAGCAGCACCCACCCGUAGCACGCGCUCCAGCAGGUAUAUUUCACUGGUCACCUUAGCAACACCCACCCGUAGCACGCGCUCCAGCAGGUAUAUUUCACUGGUCAUCCCCAAAGCCAACUCCUAUUUGGCCGCCAGUUCUCCAGUUCUCUGCUGCCAAUGAUUGGAACAAAUUGCAAAAAUUGCUGAAGCUGGAGUCUUAUAUCUCCCUCACUAACUUUAAGCAUCAGAUGUUGGAGGAGCUUACCGAUUGUUGCACCAGUACAUAGCCCAUCUGUAAAUAGCCCACCCAACUACCUCAUCUGAAUAUUGUUAUUUAUUUUUUGCUUCUUUGCACCCCAGUAUCUCUACUUGCACAUUCAUCUUCUGCACAUCUAUCACUCCAGUGUUUAAUUGCUAAAUUGUAAUUAUUUUGCCUCUAUGGCCUAUUUUUUUGCCUUACGUCCCUAAUCUUACUACAUUUGCACACACUGUAUAUAGAUUUUUCUAUUGUGUUAUUGACUGUACAUUUGUUUAUCCAAUGUGUAACUCUGUGUUGUUUGUGUCGCACUGGUAUGCUUUAUCUUGGCCAGGUCGCAGUUGUAAAUGAGAACUUGUUCUCAACUAUCCUACCUGGUUAAAUAAAGGUGAAA
This is a messenger RNA of Oncorhynchus masou masou (cherry salmon), 2736 nucleotides long. RefSeq names its product complement C1q-like protein 2. Lineage: Eukaryota; Metazoa; Chordata; Actinopteri; Salmoniformes; Salmonidae. Bases 1 to 789 code for a protein of 262 amino acids. The transcript has 5 exons. The record is from RefSeq and is a predicted model, not a curated record. Gene Ontology annotation, molecular function: protein binding.